Messenger RNA from Saccoglossus kowalevskii, 1309 nucleotides. RefSeq names its product mediator of RNA polymerase II transcription subunit 24-like. The record is from RefSeq and is a predicted model, not a curated record. Lineage: Eukaryota; Metazoa; Hemichordata; Enteropneusta; Harrimaniidae. Gene Ontology annotation, cellular component: mediator complex. Gene Ontology annotation, biological process: positive regulation of transcription initiation by RNA polymerase II. Gene Ontology annotation, molecular function: transcription coregulator activity.
AUGGUGGUGACAGCUUAUAAUAUCGUCAAACGUUUUGUUACCACUGAGAGUAUCCUGCCAGAAAAGCGUAAGAGCGACCAAUCCGCGACUAAAAAAUUACCUGACAACAUUAUAGACUAUGUCAAAUAUUAUAAAACAACAUUAGAUGCAGACUACUCCAAGAGUCAAGAAGCUUUACUUGGUGUGCUUGGUCACAUGAUGUCUGGUAAGAGCUUUGAGCUAAUACUUGCAGCUGCAGCAGCUACUGGUAAACUCAAGAAAUUUGCAGCCAAGUUAAUCAAGUUUAAUGAGGUAGCUAAGCAGACCAGUGGUGAAGGUAGCAAGGCAUCUUAUACUAGAGCAUUACUUUAUGAUAUAUCCUUUCUUAUGUUGUGUCACAUUGCACAGCUGUAUGGAGUGGAGAUGGUAACAGCAAAUGGUGGAGAUUCAUUUUUUGAAAACUGGGCCACUCACUGUUUACCUGAUGACAAUGGUCCCAAACCAUUAGAGAUGGCACUGAAACCAGAACAGAGCAAAAAGAUGGUUGACAAUGUUCGUAGUCGCAUGUGUUGUAUUCCUGUAUGCAUUGGUGCUUGGUUGUGUAGUUAUAUUAAUAUACUUGGUGCAGCAGAGAAAUCAAGACCCAUACAGUUAUUGCAAAUGUUUAUGGUACCAUUAGGUGGUGAGCCGGCUAUGCAGUUUUAUAAUGAAAGAAAUCUGUUAAUGACAAAUAUAAUCAAAAAGAUGUGUUCUAACUGCUUGGAUUCAUGGCCUAGUGGUACAUCCAGCAGUCUAGAUUCCACCUUCACCAUUCCACUGACUACACCCACUAGUAUUGUUGCCAAGGAUGUGUUUGCUAAAGUGCUGGAGGCUGGUUGUGUGGAUAAGACAGUCUUGGCAGCGAUGGAUCAAAUUAUCAAUGUCAGUGGUGUACAGUGGUUCUGUGAAAAGAUGGUAAAUCAUUUACUUUCCCUACAGAGGAAAGAUGAGCUGCAAUCAGCAGUUGAAAUCAUGAUUGCUUUGUUCCAAGUGGAUAUAGAACAGUUGACAUUGGCAUUGAUUCGUACUGUAUUAACUCAAAUACUGAAUGAUCCAAGUCAGUGGCAGAGACUUAGUGACCCUCAAGGACAUGCCUUGGCAACUUUCUCUGUCUGGUGUGUUGCAUCCGCACAAAUGAGCCAGGAUAGUUACAGAGAAGUUAGAUCAAAAGAAAAUUCAUUUAAACCGCUCAGAGGAAGAAAACGAGGAUUUGUUGACAGAGAUGAAGGUGGAUUUAAACUGCGAAGAGUAUUGAGUACAGCUGAUCAGGACAGCACUACAACAUUGGCAG